This is a messenger RNA of Nicrophorus vespilloides, 321 nucleotides long. RefSeq names its product histone-lysine N-methyltransferase SETMAR-like. The transcript has a single exon. NCBI's taxonomy places the organism in Eukaryota, Metazoa, Arthropoda, Insecta, Coleoptera, Silphidae. Bases 1 to 321 code for a protein of 106 amino acids. The record is from RefSeq and is a predicted model, not a curated record. Gene Ontology annotation, molecular function: nucleic acid binding.
AUGUAUUCGAACCUAUACUGUCAACAACUGACCAGAUUGAAGCAGGCGCUUGAUGAGAAGCGUCCAAAAUUGGCCAAUGUGAAGGGUGUUGUGCUCCAUCAAGACAUCGCCAGGCCGUAUACAUCUUUAAAAACGCGAUGGAAACUCCGAGAGCUUGAAUGGGAGGUUAAAUCGCACUCGCCGUAUAGCCCAUACCAUUUUCUUAAUGGUAAAAAUCUGGCUACAAGAGAGGCUGUGAAAAUGAGCUGGUCAAGUUUUAUACCAAUAGAGACGAGGAUUUCUUCAAUCGCAAAAUUACGAAACGGCGAAUAUUUGAUAUAA